AUGGAACAACCACCCCUCAAUGGCAGCCAUGCUCCUCCUACGGCUAGCAAUUCCCCGCUGAAAGCCUGCUGCCUCAACCUAGUUUCAACUUUAGGGCCAGACAAAAUCUCGUUCCCGAACACAGCUACAUACGAAGCGUCUCAGAAAUCGUAUUUUGCUCAGCAGAACAGCGAUCUGUACCCAUCCUGCGUGGUGUCUCCGGAAUCAGCCGAAGAUGUGUCUAAAGUUAUCACCAGCUUGGUGAAGACCGCAUCCGCUCUGCCUGCACACGAGCAGGCCAAAUGCCAAUUCGCCAUCCGGUCCGGCGGGCACAACUCCUUCGGGGGAGCGUCCAACAUCCAUCACGGCAUCACCAUAGACCUGCGCGCUCUCAACACCAUCAAGAUUCUGCCUCCGACCGGACACAAUGGUGAUAAACAGACCGUCUUCGUUGGAGCAGGCGCCACGUGGGGAGAUGUCUAUGCCCACCUCGACCCGCUGGGUCUUUCAGUAGCGGGCGGCCGCGCCGCACAGGUCGGGGUUGGCGGACUGACGCUCGGGGGCGGCAUGUCAUAUUUCUCUCCCCGUUACGGGUGGACGUGCGAUAACAUGGUCGGCGUAGAGAUAGUCCUGGCCGAUGGAACGAUUGCGCAUUGGGAUGAAGAAACUCAGCACCCGGAGUGGCUGGCAGCGCUGCGUGGGGCUGGAAACAGUAACUUCGGAAUCGUAACAGGCUUUUUUCUGCGGGCCUUCCCACAGGGCCCCAUUUAUGGCGGGUCUGUCUAUUGCAGUACAGACACCAUUGAUGCUCAGCUACGCGCAUUUGCGGAGCUGGCUGAUCCCAAGGCAGCGAGCCACUAUGAUGAGAAUGCCUCGUUAAUCACCAGUUUUGGAUUCGCCGGCGGCAAGGGAGCCGCUGUGGUGAACAGCAUUGUGUAUACCGGGGAGAUGGAGAAACCCAAGAAGAACGGAGAAGAUAUCCAGCAGCCACCGUCACCACCAGCCGUGUACAGGGCCUUCUUCGAUAUUCCGCAGUUAUUCAGCACUGUGCGUGUAGCCCCGGUACACGAGAUAUCCUUGGAGCAGGGGUCUUUUUCACAGAAUGGGAAACGACAACUAAGCGUAGUGACGACCCACGAUGCGACCGUGCCUAUGCUGAAAGCGACCUACGUGAGGUGGGAUACGAGUCUGGCAGCCGUGCAAGACGUCCCGGGUAUCGUCUGGUCGAUCUCUCUGGAGCCACUACCUCCUGCUAUCUACGCGCGGGCGCCUGCAGGCCAUAAUGUGUUGGGACUGCCGUCCGACUCCGAACAAGCGCUCGUGGUGACUCUACUGAGCGCCACCUGGGAUAAUGCGGCCGAUGACGCCCGCGUGGAGGAAGCCGCCAAGACACUGUUUGCAGGCAUUGAGGCGGACGCACAUGAGUUGAACGCAUAUCAUCCAUUUGUUUAUCUCAACUACGCGGCUCAAUGGCAAGAUCCGAUCGCUAGUUAUGGGCCUGAGAGCGUCGCGCGGUUGCAGCGCAUUAGCCGGGAAGUUGAUCCCACCGGAGUGUUUCAGAGGAUGGUGCCGGGAGGGUUUAAGAUUCCGCAGUGA
Molecule: messenger RNA, 1575 nt
Organism: Aspergillus tubingensis
Lineage: Eukaryota; Fungi; Ascomycota; Eurotiomycetes; Eurotiales; Aspergillaceae
Product: FAD-binding oxidoreductase
Exons: 3
Coding region: 1-1575 (524 amino acids)
Molecular function (GO): FAD binding
Source: RefSeq, a predicted model, not a curated record